AUGGACGACUAUGUGAUGGAUGAUGGAGACCCGGUAUGGCAGGAUGAGGAGCGGGAAGAGUUCUUGAACGCGUUGGAGGAUAUCAUGAACACCGAGCCUCCGGGACCUAAGGAUCAUCGGACGUGGACUCAUCGUACACAGCACAAGCAAGCGAAUUGGGAGGUGCUGCUCCCGUCGCUCGUUGCAGCCUACAUCAAGUGGAAGCACCCCGAAUCGACACAAGCCGCCCCUCCCGAGUCUGUGCCUUCAACAUCUCGCGAAUCGACCCCCACUCCCUCUCUCGAAUCAGCGCCAGCUACUCCUCCCUCGGACGCAGCCUCUGCCCCGGAUACUCCCGUGUUGGAUCUCCCGCCCUCCUCGCUUACGCCCCGGUGCCUCCCGCUCGCUUAA
Messenger RNA from Coniophora puteana RWD-64-598 SS2, 390 nucleotides. RefSeq lists its product as uncharacterized. The transcript has 2 exons. NCBI's taxonomy places the organism in Eukaryota, Fungi, Basidiomycota, Agaricomycetes, Boletales, Coniophoraceae. Bases 1 to 390 code for a protein of 129 amino acids. The record is from RefSeq and is a predicted model, not a curated record.